AUGCGGUUCUUCAUGAUGCAGCGGCCGAUAUUGGCUGCUGUGACUGGCAUUGCCAGGCCAAGUCUUGUCAACAGCGCUGUUGCUCCUCUGGGGACUCAAUUGGCCAAUGCCUUGGUUGAAGGUCGAAGAAAUGCUUCGGUGAAGGCGCAGGGAGCCUACAAGAAGAAGAGCAAGAGGGGAAUUCCUAACAAGCUGGGUGCUAAGCGGACUGGAGAUCAAUUCGUCAUUCCCGGCAAUAUUCUCUACAAGCAGCGCGGAACACACUGGUGGCCAGGCGAGAACUGUAUCAUGGGCCGCGAUCACACCAUCCACGCCAUGGCAACUGGCUAUGUCAAGUACUACCGUGAUCCCGCGAAGCACCCCGACCGAAAGUACAUUGGCGUCGUCUUCAAUAAGGAAGACACCCUGCCCUACCCGCUGCACGCCGAGCGAAAGCGCAAGCUCAACAAGACGGUGCACACGAUACGGACUGAGGCGGCCAAGGCUGAGGUUUCGCCGUCGGGAAUCCCCUUUGAGGUCACACGAGUGGAGGCUGGAGAACCCGACAGGCUGCUGAGGUUGAGGUCGGAUUACAGCUAUCGCGAGGACAACUGGCGCAUCGGCCGGCUGGUGAAGACGACGGGCCUGAAGACGAAGGCGUUCCGGACGCGCAAGCAGUGGUUUAGACAUAGACGGUGGAGGAGGGAGAGGGAGAUUGCUGGGCAGAAGGAGGCUGAGAAGAAGAGGGCGGAGAGCGGUGGUGGUGGUAAGGUGAUGAAGGCGAUUAGCAAAAAGGCUGCGAAGAAGGCCGCGAAGAAGGCUGGAAAGAAGGCCAAAUAA
Messenger RNA from Trichoderma breve, 819 nucleotides. RefSeq names its product ribosomal l27 protein domain-containing protein. NCBI's taxonomy places the organism in Eukaryota, Fungi, Ascomycota, Sordariomycetes, Hypocreales, Hypocreaceae. Gene Ontology annotation, molecular function: structural constituent of ribosome. Gene Ontology annotation, cellular component: ribosome; mitochondrial large ribosomal subunit. Gene Ontology annotation, biological process: translation. The record is from RefSeq and is a predicted model, not a curated record. The transcript has 2 exons. Bases 1 to 819 code for a protein of 272 amino acids.